AUGGCAGAUGUAAAGUCUCUGGAACAUCCUACAUUAAAAGUUCCUUACGAAAUUCUCAACAAGAAAUUUAGAACAGCUCAGAAGGCAAUAGACAGAGAGGUGUCACACGUUCAACAACAAGCAACGCUUAUAGAGGAAACUCUAGAAUCAGAUGUAAAAGCAAAAGAUAUUUCUAGUCUCUUGGGAGGAAUGGUUGAAAAGCUUCAAGUUUUGAAAAGAAAAGCUGAAGAGAGUAUAGCCGAGGAGUUGGUGGCCUCUCAUGUUUGUAAAAGAAGAUUGGAACAUCUAAAAGAACACAACACUUUCAGUCCUUCUGGUGGGCUUUCACAGGCUGCUCUUAACCAAUGGCGGCGUAAACGUUUAGAUAGAAUGGUAGUGGAAUAUUUCUUAAGAAACGGAUAUUACAAUGCUGCAAUUACUCUUGCUGAUAGAUCUGAUAUUAAGGAUUUAACGAAUAUUGAUAUAUUUUUGACUUCUAGAGAAGUAGAAAAAUCUCUAGCAAACAAAGAAACCAAUAAGUGUCUAUCUUGGUGUCAUGACAACAAAUCAAAAUUAAGAAAACUAAAAUCGAACAUGGAAUUUAAUUUACGUGUACAAGAAUUUGUCGAAUUGAUUCGUUCCGAUAGAAGAAUCGAUGCUGUUAAACACGCCAGAAAGCAUUUUCCCAGCUUUGAGGAAGAACAUAUCUCUACAAUAAAACAAGUAAUGGCAUUACUUGCAUUUCCAGUUAAGACAGAUAUUGCCCCGUAUAGAGCAUUGUUUGAUGAAAAAAGGUGGGACAUCCUCAUCGAACAAUUCCGACAAGAAAACUACCGAUUAUUCCAGCUUGCAUCACAAUCCGUAUUUACUGUUGCUCUCCAAGCAGGGUUAUCAGCACUUAAGACACCUCAGUGUUAUUCAGAAACUGGAGGAAAUAGGAAUCCAACUUGUCCCGUAUGUCAGCCAUAUCUUAACGAACUCGCUGACUCUCUACCAUUUGCUCAUUGCUCACAAAGUCGUCUAUAUUGCCAUAUUAGCGGAUUACCCAUGAACGAAAACAAUCAACCUAUGAUGUUACCUAAUGGACACAUAUAUGGAGAACAG
Messenger RNA from Diabrotica balteata, 1083 nucleotides. NCBI's taxonomy places the organism in Eukaryota, Metazoa, Arthropoda, Insecta, Coleoptera, Chrysomelidae. The record is from the annotation of a GenBank genome assembly.